This is a messenger RNA of Strongyloides ratti, 642 nucleotides long. RefSeq names its product Surfeit locus 2 family-containing protein. NCBI's taxonomy places the organism in Eukaryota, Metazoa, Nematoda, Chromadorea, Rhabditida, Strongyloididae. The record is from RefSeq and is a predicted model, not a curated record. Bases 1 to 642 code for a protein of 213 amino acids. The transcript has 2 exons.
AUGAACUCAUUGUCUAAAGAUGACUUACUUCAAGCAUAUCCUUUUUUUACUCUAACUGAUAUGGGUCGUUUAAAAUGCUCUUUAACAGGACAUGAAAUUGUUGAUAAUUUAAAACAACUUCAAGACUAUAUUACCACAAGAAAAUUUAAAAGAGCUCUUGAAAUUGAACAAAUAAAAAAAGAAUUCGGACAAUAUAUUGGAACAAUUGAAAAUACCGAUAGAUUGUAUUGUAAAGUUACAAUGCGUGAUAUUGAGUCUGAUCCCGUAUCAUUGAAAAAACAUUUUGAGGGAAAAAGAUUUAAAAGAAGGCUUCCAAUUUAUUUAGAGAAGAUUGAAAAAGGAGAACCAUUUUAUGAAGAAUCUGGUACAGAUUCUGAAGGAUCUAGUUAUGGCGACGAUAUUUCAUUUGAGGAGCGUAGUAAAUUAUGUGCUGUUGAGUCGGCUUCAGAAAGUGAUGAAGAAAAAUUAGUUGAUAAAAUAAAAGGUAAAUUGACAAAAAUGGAUGUUAUGGAAGAUAUACUUGAACCAGAGGAUGAGGAAAUAGAAGAAGAAGAAGAAAUAAAGAUAAAAACAACAAAAUUACAAAAAAGAAAGAAGAAGACUAAUGGUUUAAAAGCUAACAAAAAAGUUAAGAAGAAUUAA